AUGAAGACAGCCCUGCUGCUCCUCGUUGCUCUGGCAGUGGCUGCCGGGCCAGCCCGUGCUCUCCGCUGUCACGUCUGCUCCAGCUCCAGCAACUGUGAGAAAGCCCAGAACUGUGCGGCCAGCGCGCGCUACUGCAGGACCAGCACCAAGAUGGAGCCCCUGAUGGGGAACCUGGUGGAGAAGGACUGCGCGGAGUCGUGCACGCCCACGCACAGCCUGCCCGGCCAGGUGAGCAGCGGGGCGGCCGCCACCCUGUGCUGUCAGGACGACUUGUGCAACCGGAGUCUGCAGAGCCGCGCACCCGCCCGCACCCUGCUCCCUGGCACUGCCCUCGGCUUGGCGCUGGCCCUCGGCCUCCUCGCCCUCCUCGUGGCCCCCAGCCUGUGA
Odobenus rosmarus divergens (Pacific walrus) is the source of this 387-nucleotide messenger RNA. RefSeq names its product lymphocyte antigen 6 complex, locus D (gene LY6D). Bases 1 to 387 code for a protein of 128 amino acids. The transcript is spliced from 3 exons. Gene Ontology annotation, biological process: lymphocyte differentiation. Gene Ontology annotation, cellular component: cell surface. Lineage: Eukaryota; Metazoa; Chordata; Mammalia; Carnivora; Odobenidae. The record is from RefSeq and is a predicted model, not a curated record.